AUGCUCGCAAAAUACGUCGCCUCUGUCUUUGUUGGGAUUUCGCUCGUCGGUGCAAAGAACUAUGAUGUCGCAGUCGGCGAAAACGGGGCAAACACGUUUGUGCCCGACCAUGUCUCCGACGCCGUCGUUGGUGAUACGGUCACAUUCCAGUUCUCCAGCUUUCACUCGGCUGUAGAGAGCACACUUGCAAAUCCAUGCGUUCGAAAGGAGGGUGGCUUUGACUCUGGACAGGUGACGAGUGGGUCAUUCCAGAUUACUAUCAACUCGACCGAGCCCACAUGGGUAUAUUGCGAUGUUGGAAAUCAUUGUCGAGUCGGAAUGGUCUUUGCGGUCAACCCAGGAAAUAACCUGGCAACCUUCCAGGCUGUUGCUCAAGGACAAGCACCUCCCACGAGCUCUGGUUCCGGAACGACGGAUACGCAUGGCUCCGUGACUGGAUCGCACACGGGGUCGCAUACCGGCCAGGCGUCAGCAACCUCUACAGGUGCUACCACUACAUCUACUCCAGGUGCUGGGUUUGCCAACGUUGAGAGGAUUGGAGCAGCAUGGAGUGCAGCUGGUCUCCUCGGGCUUACAGCGAUGCUCUUCUAA
This is a messenger RNA of Serendipita indica DSM 11827, 591 nucleotides long. Lineage: Eukaryota; Fungi; Basidiomycota; Agaricomycetes; Sebacinales; Serendipitaceae. The record is from the annotation of a GenBank genome assembly.